GUCGCGGCCGAGUCGGCGGCGUCUUCCUCAGGUCUCUUCUCUUCAGCUGCUGGCCGGAGGCGCGUCCCAGCUGCCGGGCGCGGACGGCGCGGCGCCUCGCGGGCCUCGGGACCGGCUGCGAGGCUGGAAGAUUGUGGAAAUCUGUGUGGACCCAGGUUGUGCAAACCCAAGGAUGUGUGUCCAGGUGGCCUGACGGGCGGACAUCGGCAGCUUUCUGCCUCACCUCGAGGUCACGUCCUUUUCUGAACACAAUGAGCUCGAGAAAGCGUCGUGGUGGGACAGCAAAUUCUAGACAAACCCAGAAGCGAACCCGGGAAGCAGCUUCUACUCCUGAGAUCGCCUUGGAAGCGGAACCCAUAGAACUUGUGGAAACUGCCGGAGAUGAAAUCGUGGACCUCACCUGUGAAUCCUUGGAGCCGGUGGUGGUCGACCUGACCCACAAUGACUCCGUUGUGAUUGUUGAUGAACGGAGGAGGCCAAGGAGGAACGCGAGGAGGCUCCGUCAGGAUCAUGCCGACAGCUGUGUGCUCAGCAGUGACGAGGAGGAGCUGGCCAGGGACCGAGACGUGUAUGUGACCACCCACACUCCCAGGAGUGCCAGGACUGAUGGAGCUGCGGGGAUUAGGUCCUCGGGUACUGUGAGCUGCCCCAUCUGCAUGGACGGAUACUCAGAGAUUGUGCAGAGCGGACGUCUCAUUGUUUCUACAGAAUGUGGCCACGUCUUCUGUAGCCAGUGCCUCCGCGAUUCCCUCAAGAGUGCUAACACUUGCCCAACUUGUAGGAAAAAGAUGAGCCACAAACGGUAUCAUCCCAUUUACAUAUGAAGUGCUCAGAGCUACUCAGAUACGGACGGACCAAGGGAAAGCCUGGCCAGGGCUCUGCGUGAUGUCAGGAGCACUGUGGGAGAACCAACCUCUGUGCCAAGUGCUUUGUUGUUUCCAACCCCUCCUAGAUUCUGUGUGAUGCUCUGGAACUGGCCGAGCGCUCUGUCUCCUCUCUGGGGUGGGCUGGUUCCUGAGUAGAAGAAAGGAAACUCAAGAAUUGUGGCUACAGCUUCUUUCUGGAACUUCCAUGUUGGCCAAGAGAAUCCCCUUGUGCCCAGCUCUCCUGCGCUACACUUCUCUUUGGCUUCUGCUUGUCAGUGGACCAGCCUGCCUGCCAGAGACCAGCCAGACCAGGCCCACCCAGCCCAAGGGCCCUGGGUGCAAGAGCAGCCCUCUGUCCUGGAGAGAUGAGCCUGCACCUUGCAAGGACAUGCAGUGUUCUCUGCAGCCAGGAGAGCCUCUGCAGGGCAGACGGCAAAGUGCAAUAAGCCCGUUCUUGACCUGUCUGUCCACAGCCCGGGAGAUGGAGUGCAGCUGGUAUCCUCCCAGAGGUCUGGGGCCUCCUGAGGAGCAGUGCCUGGCUGCCCUAUCCCUGCUCAUCAGCUGUUCUCAGGAACUUCACCCACGCUCCAAAGUUCUUCACCUGGCACGGGACAUGUGUUUGAGUGUCCUCUCUUUUCUGAUAAAGUCUGUCCUGUUUGCUGCCGUAUGUCCUCUGACCCUCAGUUCUCGCUGCCCGGGUCUGCCCAAGGUCAGCAGACCCUGAGGUGGUGGCAGUCGUCGUGGCCUUAGCAGCUCACGUCCACACUGGGGUCCAAGGCACCGUCUCUCCAUGUUGCAAAGAACGCAGCCCGCCUCACCAGGCCUUCUCAUCCGCCUCCCAGCAGUGGAUGUUUCUAGCUGAAGCUGCUCCUUUCGUCGGUUGGGCUUUGAUCCUAGGGCUUUUGGCUGUUCCCCAGGCACUGGUUGGCAACCUGCAGGGGCUUAGCCUGCCCGGGGCACCCAUGUAACAGCCUCUGCUCCAGGCUCCAGGCAUGCUCUCAAAUGGCAGCACAGGGCCGGAGCCAGCUGGCAGGGGUGAGCCUAUCAGUGCCAGCUUGCCCCCACCUCCGUACCUCCCCUUCCUCGGAGGGCUUCAAGCCACCUAGCAGCCUUUUCGCGUGAAAUGUCCCCAAGGUGAGCGAGGGACUGGUCCAGCUUUGCUAGCAAUAACUGCCCUUCAGAUUGCCCUUCUGAAGGAGCGGGACUUGGCACAGAAUUCACUUUAUGGGACUGAAGGAGAGCCCUCCUGUAUGGGAAGAGCAAAUGGUUAUUCUUCAUUCUGACUUUUUAACUUUAGGCUCACUUGCAAUUAGUAUGAAUGAAAGUCAUAAUUUUGUACUUGGAGUCAAAGAAGGCUGUGUCCCAGCACCCAUCGUUGGUUGUGGAGCCCACUGCCCUCUCAGGAUAGCGUUGCCAUGCAGUCCCCCUGAGCUUCCUGGAGAAGCCCGUCUGCUGUGUCCCAGUGAUGUCAGGGGUGAUGUCAGGCACAGAACAGCUGAGCAGAGAUGGCAACACCCAUUUCAAACCAAGUUUAUCCCAACUCAAGUGGUUGAUCAUAAAGGUUGGUUGAGAAAAUCCCUCUCCCAUUGUUAGUGUACACAGUUGAGCUCUCUUUGUUGAUACCCGGUGAACAUCAGUUAGCCUUGGACUCCUGCGAGCGUUGAAGGUGGGAACAAAACCAGGCAUUUGAACCGAGCAUCUUUUCCACGCAUUUGUUUGCUCUGGCAGUGGGCAGCACCACCACGCCCUCACUCCGUUUUGCCAGUGUGCAUGUUUCGCCUGCGCCCGUUGUCCUAGAAGCUUCUGCUCCAGACACUGGUAUGCAGCGAGCCCCUCCGGGACCACAACUCCAAAGUCCUGGGAUCUCUAGCAGUGCAGAAAUGGUUCUGAGAGGUGAGGCUGGUCGGGAGGCUGCCCUCCCAUCCGGACAUGUCCUAUGCUUUGGAUGGGAGUCAUCUGUGGAGUUCAGGUUGUACCAGUAACUGCCAUGAUUGAGUGGUGCCAGUAAAGCAUGAGGGAAGGACUUCAUUUGGCUUUGGACGACUUGAGGGCCAGGUAGUCAGCCUCCUGGGUGAGGGGACUGUAACACCAUCAUUGGGAUGCUGGCUGUGUGUGUGGCUCUGGCAGUUAUGGCGACUCACAGCUGCAGAGCUUCCUCCUGGACAGUGGGGAGCUAGGUUGGAGCCGGAGGAGCAGUAGUGGCUGGCUUCCUGAGGCAGCACGCUGUGCUUCCGUCCUGCAAUUCCAAGACGGAAUAGAGUUCUGAGCGGGACCCUGUGAAAACUCCCUUUGCUGGCAGGCAGCAGGGUCUGCACAGCUCAUGCCUGAGAGGGGUCAUGACUAAGGGUGUGGGGGGCGGCCUCCCCUGCUCUCUUUCCUGAACACCCCGAGGCAAAGGCCCCUGGGAGGGCAGGGUGCCAGAGUGCCUCAGGCCAGCCUGACUCAGUGGGCUCCCAAGGCUGGCUAGAGGAGGUGGUUUCUGGUUGUGAAAUAUGCAAAUGGUAUCUUUAUUCUGGUGGUCAGUGUGCGCAUGUUUGGGUUCCAGUGUCUGUUGAAUGAUCCUGAAUUUCCUCCAUUCCAUCCAUCUGCCAUGUCUCCUAGUCCCUUAACGUGUAGGGUGGGCACCCAUUCUAAAACUCCCAACUUUAUGAAAACCAGUGUGACAACACAUGUGGAAAAUGGCUGCACCGUAGGUCCCAGAACACAGGUGCACUGGAAAUCUUGUAUAAAACUACCUUCAGGCUAUGCAAAUAAGGUAAUUAGAAACAUAAAUGAACUUCCUAUUUAGGACUGUGUUCCAUCCUCAAGGAGUAUAUACAUAUUCGACUGAGGGGCAGGGAUGGCGGGAGCAGUGCUCUGCUCCAAGCAUCGUGGAUGCAUAUUCAACUUGUGUUUGCUUUUCCAACAUAUGCCAUUCUUGGAUACAUUCAUUGUGUCGAUAUUUUAUACAUUGCUUAAUUUGUUCUGCUAGUAUUUGGAUUAGGGUUUGUUUUGUUUUAUUAAAAUCCAUGUUCAUAAGUUA
This is a messenger RNA of Ochotona curzoniae (black-lipped pika), 3888 nucleotides long. RefSeq names its product ring finger protein 4 (gene RNF4). Gene Ontology annotation, biological process: positive regulation of transcription by RNA polymerase II. Gene Ontology annotation, molecular function: transcription factor binding; zinc ion binding. The record is from RefSeq and is a predicted model, not a curated record. The transcript has 8 exons. Lineage: Eukaryota; Metazoa; Chordata; Mammalia; Lagomorpha; Ochotonidae. The coding region runs from base 252 to 824 and encodes 190 amino acids.